UCCAAGAGGUCUUGCAAUCCGCAAUCCGCAUAUUCCGGUGAGAACGAGUCGGCGACUCUGGCGGCGGCGAGAACGAAAAGCAGAGGACGAACGAUUCCGGCGAUGGAGGAGCUGAUUGACGAGAUGCGAGUAUGCGACGAAGGAGGAGCUGAUUAACGAGUUGCGGGCUUGCGGCUGUAGGCGAUAAAGAGAUGCGGCUGUAGGCGAUUAGUCACAGAUUUGAUUAAUUGGAUUGGGCUUGGAUAGUUGGAUCAGUGGAUAAGAAACGGAUAGCUUGUGUUACAAGCGUUGUAUUAGAGGUAUAUAUACCCUACGUCGCUCUCUCUUUCAGCUGAAAAAAACUCAGCCGUUCCACUGCCCGUCCGCUUCCAGCCGCUUCGUCCGACUCCGACCGCCGCGCCAGGUGUACCCUACGUCCGCCAUCCGAUCUCGACCUUAAGUUUCAUACUUUUCUCUAAAUAUCAUGCAAAGAGUCUGGAAAUGGGGGUUCCAAAGAAAGCUACAAGAUCUAGUAAGAGGGGAGGUCAAAGUGUAUCCACGGCAUCAAUGUGUGAAGGGCUUGAACAACUGGGGAAUAGUGACAAUGAUACUAACUACGAAGAGAUUGAAACCUGUCCCGUUACCUUUACAGGAAAGAAAAAGAAAUCAUCUAAAAAGAGUAAUCCAUUCUAUUUGGAUGAUGAUGCCAGUUUUAAUAAUAUAAAUACCGAUUCAUUUGAAGAGGAUGCCACUGCUCAGGAAGAGGAAGAUGAUGCAUCUACGAUUGUGUUUUGUGGGAAAAAGAAGUCUUCUAAAAAGAAGAGUCAAUCUGCAUUCAAUAUCCUCCAGGAAGAGUCAGUUAGUGAUGGGAAACAGAGAUUAACUGAAAGUGACAAAGAAAUAGAAGGAACAAAAAGCAAACAAGUUCAUGUUGACCCUCUUGGAAUUUCAAAGGCCAAUUCAAAGAAGAAGAAGGGUGGAAAUACAUAUCAAGAAGAUGAUGAAAUUGACAAGAUUCUAGCUGAGCUCAGCGAUGCUGCACCAAUUCCUUCUAAUACUGCUCUACCUCCCCCUGGAGAGAUGUUACAGGUAGAACCUGAACCAAAAGGUAAAACAAAGAAAAAGAAGGGUGGAAAAAAAACUGAAGGGAAGGAUGAAAUUGACACAAUUUUGGCCGAACUUGGAGAGGGUUUGCGAACUUCCAAACCUGACCCUGCUUCUUCUCCACAAGAGGAAAAAGACCAGGAUCUUCUUGAAGCAAGAGAAGAUAUUCCUGAAAAGGAAACAGUGGAGGGGGUGGUGGAGUCUGCAGCUGCGAAGAAGAAGAAAAAGAAAAAAGAGAAAGAAAAGGAGAAAAAGGGGGUGGCAGCUGCAGCCGCUGGACCUGUGUUUGUGGAAAGGCAGGAAACAAAAGCUGAUGGCAAGGGUAAGGGUGACAAAAAAGUCCCUAAACAUGUCAGAGAGAUGCAGGAGAGGCUUGCAAAACUUAAAGAAGUAGAAGAAAGGAAGAAAAGGGAAGAGGAGGAGAAGUUGAGGAAGGAAGAAGAAGAACGUCUCCGUCUAGAGGAGUUAGAGAGGCUUGCAGAGGAAAGAAAACGCUUAAAAAAGGAGAGGGAAAAGGAAAAAAUGUUGAAGAAGAAGCAAGAGGGGAAGUUGCUGACCGGAAAGCAAAAGGAAGAAGCUCGCAGAUUAGAAAAGAUGAGAAAGCAAAUACUCACAAAUGCCGGGGGCUUACCACUCCCUGGUGGGGAGACUGCUAUGGAUGGAACGAAACGGCCAAAGUACCAAACAAAGAAGGCAAAACAACAAUCCCAUGGUAAUGAUAACCCUGUUUCUGCCACUACUGAAAUCAGUGAUGUGAAGGAAGCUGAGCAUGAAAUUAUACCCGAGGUUGACUCUUUGGAAACAGAGAAGGUUGAAGAAUUGGAUUCAUCGAAUUCAGAUGACAAAUCAGAGGCUGUUGAUGCUGAAGAAAAUGAAAUUGAAGAUGAUGAAGACGGUGAUGAUUGGGAUGCAAAAAGCUGGGAUGAAGAUGAUCUCAGACUGCCUGGUAGAAGUGCAUUUUCUGAUGAGGAGGUAGAUGGCCAACCCAAAGCUCUAGCAAGAAAACCAAAAAAGAUUGCACAGGCAGCCGGUUGUGAUUCAGGUGCUCUAUCUGUUGCUUCUAAGCGAACCCCUAUAAAUGCGCCUGCUGUAUCUAAAGUUGAGGACAUUAAUAUAAGGGACCCAGAGUAUGAGAGCAAGGAAAAAAGUUGCCAAGAAAAAAAAGAAGCACAAAAACCUGUUGCAAUGCCAGACAAGAGUGAAAGGAACCUCCGUUCUCCCAUUUGCUGCAUUAUGGGUCAUGUUGAUACUGGGAAAACAAAGCUCCUUGAUUGUAUACGAGGCACUAAUGUCCAAGAAGGUGAAGCAAGAGGGAUCACUCAACAGAUUGGUGCGACUUACUUUCCUGCGGAGAAUAUAAGAGAGAGAACUAGGGAACUUAAAGCUGAUGCUACCCUGAAGGUGCCUGGUUUAAUUGUUAUUGACACCCCAGGGCAUGAGUCAUUUACUAAUCUCCGCUCUCGAGGGUCAGGACUAUGUGAUAUUGCAAUUUUAGCUGUGGACAUUAUGCAUGGACUAAAGCAGCAAACUAUUGAGUCACUCAAUCUUUUAAAGAUGAGGAAUACCGAGUUCAUAAUUGCUUUGAACAAGGUUGACUUGCUCUAUGGGUGGAAAACUUGCAGUAAUGCACCUAUUCAGAAGGCAAUGACACAACAGAAUGCAGAUGUAAAGCUUCAAUUUAAGCAAAGGGUCAUUCAGAUAGUGACACAGUUCAAAGAACAGGGAGUGAACACAGAAUUGUAUUAUAAAAACAAAGAUAUGGGUAAAGAUACAUUCAGCAUUGUUCCCACUAGUGCUAUCAGCGGUGAAGGUAUUCCUGACUUAUUGCUCUUACUUGUCCAAUGGGCUCAAAGGACAAUGGUUGAGAGACUUACAUUUAGCAAUGAAGUCCAGUGUACUGUAUUGGAGGUAAAGGUGAUUGAAGGCCAUGGGACAACAAUUGAUGUGAUACUAGUAAAUGGGGUGCUUCAUGAAGGAGACCAAAUAGUUGUUUGUGGCAUGCUGGGUGAACCUGUCGUGACCUCCAUCCGGGCAUUACUGACCCCUCACCCAAUGAAAGAACUUCGAGUAAAGGGUACAUAUUUGCACCACAAAGAAAUCAAGGCUGCGCAGUGCAUAAAGAUUACUGCACAGGGCCUUGAACAUGCUAUUGCCGGCACUAGUUUGUAUGUUGUGGGACCGGAUGAUGAUGUGGAUCACAUAAAAGAAGCAGCCAUGGAAGAUAUGAGGUCCGUGAUGAGCCGGAUUGAUAAGGGUGGAGAGGGUGUUUAUGUUCAGGCAUCUACGCUUGGAUCACUAGAAGCUUUGCUCGAGCAUCUAAAAAGUCCUGAUGUUAGCAUACCAGUUAGUGGCAUUGGGAUAGGCCCCAUACACAAAAAGGAUGUCAUGAAAGCCAGUGUCAUGCUUGAGAAGAAGAAAGAAUAUGCAGCAAUCUUUGCCUUUGAUGUUAAAGUUACACAAGAAGCUCGUGAACUUGCAGAUGAAUAUGGUGUGAAGAUUUUCAUUGCUGAUGUCAUGUAUCAUUUGUCUCAUCAGUUCAAAGCCUACAUUGAUCAUCUCAAGGAGGAAAAGAAAAAGGAAGUUGCUGAUGAAGCAGUCUUUCCGUGUAGACUUAAGAUUCUGCCUCAUGUAUUCAAUACGAAGGAUCCCAUCAUUCUAGGCGUUGAAGUUUUAGAUGGCAUUGCUCGGGUUGGAACUCUUAUUUGUGUUCCUCCAUUGGCUUCAAGGGACAUGGUUGAGAUUGGUCGGAUUGCAUCUAUCCGUAACAACGAUAAACCUGUCGGCUCUGCAAAAAGAGGACAAACAGUAACCGUUCAGAUAGUUGGGUCAAAUUCUGAAGAGCGACAGAAGAUGUUUGGCCGGCAUUUUGAUGUGGGAGACGAACUCGUCAGCAAGAUUUCCAGGAGAUCUAUCGACGUACUCAAGGAACAUUUCAGGAAGGACCUUUCUGUGGAAGAAUGGAGGCUGGUUGUGGAUCUGAAGAAGAAGUUGAGGAUACAAUGAGUCCUCGGCGUUCACUCUUUGGAGACAAUCAUAUAUAUAUACAGACAGUUCUGGGAAGUCUUCUUCCAUGAGCACCGUAUAAAAUGAGCACUCUCUUGUAGUAUUAUCAUACUGCUGCCGAUUUGGGUUGUUAAAUGUUAUUUUAGCAAAUUUUUUACUUUCAUUUUUUUUUUCUAAUUAGAUUUUAACAAUCUUUUUUUUACCACUUCUCUUAAAUCUUGCGAAGUUAAUGGGUGACAACU
This is a messenger RNA of Cuscuta campestris, 4328 nucleotides long. The record is from the annotation of a GenBank genome assembly. Lineage: Eukaryota; Viridiplantae; Streptophyta; Magnoliopsida; Solanales; Convolvulaceae.